AUGUGGGUGAAAGAUGUUCUCCUCUUUUAAUCCCUUUCCCCCUUCCUCUUCUUCCUUCAUUUUUCUUCUCAUUUAAUCCUCUUCUCCUCCUUUUAUCACCCUUUUCUUCUCUUCCUCCUCUUCCUCUCCUUCCUCCUCCUCCUCUCUUAAUUCUUCUUCUCCUUUAAUCUUCCUCCUUUCCCUCCUGCUCUUCCCUUCCUUCUCCUCUUUUUAAUCCCUUUCCCCCUUCCACCUCUUCCUCUCCUCCAUUCUCCUCCUUUAAUCCUCCUCCUGGCCCAAAGUUAAGCCCUGGCUGAUUUUUUUGCGGGCUCAGAAAUUAAGCGGGGAUAAACCUGCAUAAUCCUGGGAUGGGAGACCACCAGGAAAUUCCAGGAAGGUUGAUUAAACUAGGAAACAGAAAGAAAAAAAAACCACAUCAUAAAAAGAACCACAAACCACUUUGGUGUUGCUGAUUGGACCUGCCCACUUACACCAUUGAGUCCAAUAAAGAAGAUUUUGCUUUGAUGUGGGACGUAAAGAGAGGGCACCAGUUUUCAUGGCGGGCAUCUAGACCGACGGAAGCAACUUCAGGAAGAGAAGAUAACUGAGAUGAUGUUCAUGCCACAAAUUCUUCUGAGAUAGAAAAUUUAUUUAUUUUGGAGUUCUGGGUGCAGAUGACUUUGUUCCAAGAUAACUCCCACUUAACUGGAUGGAAAAUUUGAAAUCUAUUUUAGCAACUUAAGAAGAGGGUUGUUUGCACAAAAUAGGGCCAAUCUUUUUUUUUUCGAAGAAAUUGCUCACCUGGGCAACGGUCUUCCCUCCCUUGUCUAAAAUCAAAGCAAAACAGCUUUACCCACCUGAAAAGGAUGCCUGCAGGAUUGUGGGUGGUCCAUCACUGAAGGUUUCCAAAAAUAGAUUGGAGAACCCUUUGAAUAGGAUGCUGAUAAACAGAAAAAGGAAAGAGGGAGGAAAAACUGCGUUCUCACAAAACCUCUGGAUUAUCAGGAUAGUUUUCUGCCGGACGCCACUUCCCAGAGGUCGAUGCUCGUCCGCUCAGGCCACGCCUCGGUGGAAGGAAUCAGCCACCGCUCCUGUAUCAAAUCCUGAUUUCGUGGGUCCCCUCUCUGAUUUUGGAAAAACCUGGAGCGGUUUGGGAACCACCAUGGUCUGGUGCCUGUGCUUUAUGUCCGAGGACGAGAAAAAUGCCAUGGUGAUCGAUAAAGAAAUCAGCCGGCUGCUUCAAGAGCAGAAGAAACGAGACCGAUGGGAGUUAAAGUUACUACUGUUGGGCACUGGAGAAGGUGGAAAAAGUACCUUUAUCAAACAGAUGAGGAUUAUCCACGGUGUGGGAUUCACGGAAGACGAACGGAAGGACUUUUCCAAAGUGGUCUAUCAAAACAUCUUCACCGCUAUCCAGGCUAUUAUCAAAGCUAUGGAGAGCCUGCAGAUUCCUUAUGGCCAGGAGGAGAAUGCACAAAAUGCCCAGCGGCUUCUGAAUGUCGAUGCCUACAAAGUAGCCUCCCUGGAGCCCCACCACGCAAGGAUCAUUGGCGGCCUCUGGAAGGAUGCCGGCAUUAGGACCUGUUAUAAGAGGAGAAGCGAAUUCAACCUGCUCGAUUCGACAUCCUACUUCCUUUCGAAUCUGGACCGCAUUGCUUCUGAGGGGUAUGUGCCAAGUGCCCAGGAUAUCUUGAGAACUCGCGUGCCCACGACGGGCAUUAACGAGUACUGCUUCUCAAUGCAAAAGGUGAUGUUAAGGAUUGUUGAUGUUGGUGGGCAGAAAACUGAACGCCGGAAGUGGAUCCACUGUUUCGAAAACGUGAUUGCCUUGAUCUAUUUGGCUUCUCUGAGCGAGUAUGACCAGUCGCUGGAGGAGAAUAAUAGCGAAAACCGAAUGAGGGAGAGUUUGGAUCUCUUCAGGACCAUUCUGGAGCUGCCCUGGUUCUGGAACACCUCGAUUAUUCUCUUCUUGAACAAAGUGGACAUCCUGGAAGAGAAAAUCCUCACCUCGGAUCUGGCCGCCUAUUUCCCCACUUUCCCAGGUCCCAAGCGAGACGUUCACGCGGCCAAACGCUUCAUCUUCGAGAUGUACGACGACAUCUUCCACCAGUGUCUCGACGAGCCUCUUUGUGGCGGUUCCCCUUCCGCCUUCAGACCCCGGUUCCUUUACCACCAUUACACCUGCGCCACCGACACGCAGAACAUCUGCGCGGUUUUCGCGGAUAUCAAGGACGCCGUUCUGGCCAGCUACUUGGAAGAGUUCAACCUGGUUUGAAGAGGCCGGCUCCAGGUGCAUCACGGAAUUGCUGGGCGUGCAAAUCCAGAUGUGGCGUCGGUCGUGAGAAACAGAGCUUGCAAGAAGCUGAAUUCACAAGGAAGCAUCCCUGCGGGUGAUGCCUGGAUGGAAAAAGCGACUGUUUGUCAUAUCCUUUGCCCCGUCUUCCUGUGGGAACCUUGGACCGAACGGGGGGCAAUCCGGAGUCUCAGUGCUGGGAAGGAUUUUUUGAAAUAAUGUUGCAGCUGCACCACUGAACAGAUGUACCAGAAUAAGAGUUAGAAGGGACCUCGAAGGUCUUCUAGUCCAACCCCCUGCUCAAGCAGGAAACCCGACACCAUUCCAGACAAAUGGUUUCCAAUCUCUUCUUAAAAACCUCCAGUGAUGAAGCAUCCGCAACUUUUGUAGGCAAGUCGUUCCGCUGAUUAAUUGAUUAAAUUAAUCAACGGAACUGAUUAUCUGAAUAAAGCAGGGGUGCUAUUCAGCAGGUUCUGACAGGUUCUGGAGAACCAGUAGCGGAAAUUUUGAGUAUUUCGGAGAACCAGCAGAUACCACCUCUGGCUGGACCUAGAGUGGGGUGGGAAUGGAGGUUUUACAAUAUCCUUCCCCCAGGAAUGGGGAGGGAAUGGGGAUUUUUUUUUUUUAAUUUGAUUUAUAUGCCGCCCUUCUCGGGAGACUCAGGGCGGCUUACAAUGCGUUAAGCAAUAGCCUUCAUACUUUUGUAUAUUUUUAUACAAAGUCAGCUUAUUGCCCCCACAAUCCGGGUCCUCAUUUUACCUACCUUAGAAAGGAUGGAAGGCUGAGUCAACCUUGAGCCUGGCGAGAUUUGAACUCGCAGUAAUUGCAGGCAGCUGAUGUUAAUAACUGUUAAUAACAGUGCUUUAGUCUGCUGCACUACCAGGCUCCUUCUUUUGCAGUAUCCUUCCCCUGCCACGCCCACCAAGGCACACCACACCCACUGAGCCACGCCCACAGAACUUGUAGUAAAAAAAAUUGAAUUCCACCACUGGAUUAAAGUCUUAGUAAGGCCA
Messenger RNA from Pantherophis guttatus, 3285 nucleotides. It is a transcript of the gene GNA15, whose product is annotated as G protein subunit alpha 15. The record is from RefSeq and is a predicted model, not a curated record. Gene Ontology annotation, cellular component: heterotrimeric G-protein complex; cytoplasm. NCBI's taxonomy places the organism in Eukaryota, Metazoa, Chordata, Lepidosauria, Squamata, Colubridae. Gene Ontology annotation, biological process: adenylate cyclase-modulating G protein-coupled receptor signaling pathway; phospholipase C-activating dopamine receptor signaling pathway. Gene Ontology annotation, molecular function: G protein-coupled receptor binding; GTPase activity; G-protein beta/gamma-subunit complex binding.